GAUGAUGACAAAUAGGCUACAUGCAUUUGUAUCUGUCAUUUGUCAUUUUCUUUGAGAAGAAGGCGCCAUGGCCGCCGAUAAAGAACAAUUUCACCAAAUUUUAACUUCUCUAUUGUCUACUGAUAAUAACAUCCGAUCCCAAGCUGAGGAAGCUUAUUCUAAUUUGGUUAUUGACUCCAAAGUGAGUCAUCUCAUUAUUGCCAUUCAAGAUGGGAACCUAUCUGAAGAAGCGCGUCAAAUGAGCGCUGUAUUAUUGAGACGAAUUUUUUCCAAUGACUUCCUAGACUUCUACCCUAAACUUUCGCCAGAUAACCAAUUACAACUUAAGCAACAGGUUAUCUUGGCUAUACAAAAUGAACAACAGUCUGUUCAACUCCGUAACAAAGUUUGUGAAGUGGCUGCAGAAGUAGCAAGAAAUUUAAUUGAUGAUGACGGAAAUAAUCAGUGGCCAGAAUUUUUGCAAUUUCUGUUUCAAUGUGCGAACGCGCCAAGUCCGGUUCACAAAGAGGCUGCUCUCCGUCUCUUUGCCAGUGUGCCGGGAGUGUUUGGAAACCAGCAGAACAACUAUUUGGAUCUUAUAAAGCAGAUGUUGAUGAGUAGCUUAGCUAGCUCAGAACCCUAUGACGUUAGAUUCCAAGCCGUGAGGGCCGUAGGAUCUUUUCUAAUCAUCCAUGAUAAGGAAACUCAGGUUUUGAAACACUUCAAUGAUGUACUCUUGCCAAUGUUGAUGGUCGUUGCUGAGAGCAUGCAGCUGCAACUGGAUGAUACACUCCUCAAGUUACUCAUCGAGAUGGCUGAAACUGUACCUAAAUUUUUAAGACCCCAAAUCGUGCCUGUGUAUGAGAUGUGCAUGAAGUUGUUCAGUGACGGUUCAGCGAUUGAUAGUUGGAGGCAGCUCUCCCUAGAGGUGAUGGUUUCACUUGCUGAAAUGGCGCCUGCUAUGGUAAGGAAGAAUGCUGGCAAGUAUAUUGCCCAGUUAGUUCCUGUGAUACUCCAGUUUAUGGCCGAUAUCGAAGAGGAGGAAGAUUGGAGCAAGUCUGACGAACUACUUGACGAAGAAAACGAUUCCAACCACGUUGUUGCAGAGGCAGCACUAGAUCGUCUCGCUUGUGGGUUAGGUGGAAAGACUAUUCUACCUUUGGUUACACAACAAAUACCUGCCAUGUUGGCGCACCCAGACUGGAGACAGAGAUAUGCUGCCCUUAUGGCAUUGAGUGCCAUCGGGGAAGGUUGUCACAAGCAGAUGGAGGAUAUGCUAGGACAAAUCGUCAAUGGAGUUCCUGGAGUUAUGCAAGGUGUCCUCACAUAUUUGCAAGACCCUCAUCCUCGAGUGAGGUAUGCGGCGUGUAAUGCCAUUGGUCAGAUGUCCACAGAUUUCGCACCUGUGCUGCAAAAACAAUUUCAUGCUACUGUUGUGCCUACACUAUGCAUGCUUUUGGAAGACAAUGAGAACCCAAGAGUACAGGCGCAUGCAGGUGCGGCUCUUGUAAACUUUGCCGAGGAUUGCCCGAAGCACAUCCUCACGGGUUACUUGGACACAUUGAUGGGUAAACUGGAAGCUAUUCUCUCAUCCAAAUUCAAGGAAUUGGUUGAAAAGGGCACGAAACUUGUGUUGGAACAAGUGGUUACUACUAUUGCGAGUGUAGCUGAUACUGCCGAAUAUGAAUUCAUUGCCUAUUAUGACCGACUGAUGCCCUGUUUGAAGUACAUCAUCUUGAAUGCUAAUAAGGACGAGCUGAAACUCCUGAGAGGAAAGACCAUUGAAUGCGUCACCCUGAUCGGUGUUGCUGUGGGAAGCGAAAAAUUCCAAAACGAUGCACGCGAAGUAAUGGACAUGUUACUGAAAACACAUGGUGACGGUGUCGAUCUACCAGACGACGAUCCACAAACUAGUUAUAUGAUAUCGGCAUGGUCCAGAAUAUGCAAGGUUCUUGGAAGGAACUUUGAACCAUACCUACCCCUUGUUAUGGGACCAGUUAUGAGGACAGCUUCCAUGAAACCUGAUAUAGCACUUCUUGAUAAUGAGGAUAUGCAGGGUGUUGAAGGUGAUGAAGACUGGCAAUUCGUUUCACUUGGCGAGCAGAAGAAUUUCGGAAUACGAACUGCAGGUUUGGAGGAUAAAGCUGCCGCAUGUAUGAUGCUUGUGUGUUAUGCGAGAGAACUGAAAGAGGCUUUCGCCAAGUAUGCAGAGGAGACGGUCAAAUUGAUGGUGCCUAUGUUGAAAUUUUACUUCCACGACGAUGUUAGAAAUGCUGCAGCAGAAUCCCUGCCUUGGCUCUUGGAAUCUGCAGCCAUUAACGGUCCAGCCUUUGUGCAGGCCAUGUGGAACUACAUUUGUCCGGAACUGCUGAAGGCUCUCGACACCGAACCGGAAACUGAAGUAAUGAUGAUUCUCUUGGACUCGAUGGCAAGGUGUAUCGAGAAACUCGGAAUCGGUUGCCUGGAUCAGGAUUCUAUGAAUGAGCUACUCAAAUUGAUCGAUAAAUUGAUGAAGGAACAUUUUGAAAGGGCUACUGACAGAGUUUCGAAGGUUUUGGAUGAAGAUUAUGAUGAGAUUGUCCAGGAACAAUUAGAAGACGAGGAAUCAGACGACAUUUAUUUGCUGAGCAAAAUUUCAGAGUUGAUACAUGCACUUUUCAUUUCGUACAGAGAACAAUUUUUACCAUUUUUCGAUCAGAUAUGCAACCAUUUCGUAGCACUGCUUGAACCGAACAAGGCUUGGGCUGAUCACCAAUGGGGUAUAUGCGUGUUCGACGAUCUGGUCGAGUUCACGGGACCCGCAAGUGCCAAAUAUCAGGGUCUAUUCAUCACGGCCUUCCAUAUGUACGUCAAGGACAAGAGCAGCGAGGUCAGGCAGGCUGCCGCCUACGGUUGGGGGGUGUUGGCCCAGAUGGGCCCCGACGAGUACGUUCACGAACUGACCAAGGCCGUGCCGUCGUUGGUCGAAAUCAUACAGGACCCCAAAUCGAGGGAUCAGCGGAAUAUCAAUGCAACAGAGAAUGCAAUUUCUGCCCUGACGAAAAUAAUGAAGUUCAAGCCUGCAGCCAUCACGAACGUGGACGAACUGUUGCCGAUGUGGCUGAGCUGGCUUCCUGUCAUCGAAGAUGCCGACGAGGCCCCACACGUUUAUGGUUAUUUAUGUGAUUUGGUAGAGCAGAACAAUCCACUCAUUUUAGGAGCCGGUAAUAUCAAUAUACCUAGGAUCAUCGCAAUUGUAGCAGAAGCAUUCUUCAGAGACGUUAUGGAACCAACAAAACCCGAAGGAGUUAGAAUGUUAAAUAUUGUGAGACAGGUGCAGUCGAAUGAAGCAUUGUUUCAAACAGUAGUCCAAUCUUUAGCUGCAGAAUUACAACAGGCCCUACAUAAUGCAUUACAUGCGAAAACUCAAUAGCUCCCUUCAAGAUGAUUAAAAGUGACUUUUUUUUUUUAAAUUAUGUACGAUUCAUUAUUUUUAUAUAAUUAAAAUGUGUUAUGUAAGUUAAUAUGCAAAAGUUCAUGUCUUGGUCCUGUGAGUAGGGCUAUUUCCUCCUACUUUCGUGCUCAAAUAUGUUAUUUGCUUGUAUUUUUCACAAAUUCUAUUUUCAUUUCAAAUUGACCAAGACGAACCGUUGCAAGUUUUAUCAAUUCACCUAAAUUUUUAGGUGCAUUUAUAAAUUUUUGGGAAUACAUGUGCGCUUUUAAGAACAGACUUGCAACUCAAUGUUAUGUGAUACUUUUCUCUGAAAUGCACCAAAAUAAAUUUUAUAAUUGAAUUCCUUUUAGUUUUUAGAACUUUAAAAUUAACCGAAGAACAUCAAUGUUAUGCAAAAAACGUUAAAUUAAUUUUUCAAUAAUCUUACAUUUUUUAACCCCAUCUUGAAAAUUUCAGUGGAGAUCUGUGAUUUGGUAAAGUUGUUUCAAAUAUUUAUUGUUAGAGAUAAUUAUGUAUUGUGGCCUUGAAAAAUAUAAAUCGACUAUGUUGAAAAUGAGAACUGCCUUAACUAAAUUAAUUUAAUAAUUUUUAUUGCAUAAAAUUGUCUUGUUUUUAUCCCUACUAUCUGAACCGCCUGUUGAAAUGUUCGAAACGUGAUUUGCCAGUAGUUCAUCAUUUUUAACAUUUCUCUGAAUUUUAUAGUUGAAGAUAUUUGUUCCUGAAUUUAACAAAUUCCAUGAAUUUGGUUAAUAGAAAUGUGUCGAUGGCAAUACUCAAAAUUGACUAAUUCAUAAGAUAACAUCUGUUCAGGCUGAAGAAUAAAAAAAUUUUUUCAAAAUA
Harmonia axyridis is the source of this 4252-nucleotide messenger RNA. It is a transcript of the gene Karybeta3, whose product is annotated as importin-5. Gene Ontology annotation, molecular function: nuclear import signal receptor activity; protein binding. Gene Ontology annotation, cellular component: cytoplasm; nucleus. The transcript has 12 exons. Gene Ontology annotation, biological process: protein import into nucleus. Lineage: Eukaryota; Metazoa; Arthropoda; Insecta; Coleoptera; Coccinellidae. The record is from RefSeq and is a predicted model, not a curated record. The coding region runs from base 68 to 3391 and encodes 1107 amino acids.